Messenger RNA from Dimorphilus gyrociliatus, 1305 nucleotides. The record is from the annotation of a GenBank genome assembly. NCBI's taxonomy places the organism in Eukaryota, Metazoa, Annelida, Polychaeta, Dinophilidae.
AUACGACAAAAUAAUUCUUCAAUCGCCUUGAAAAUGGCCAACCUUGUUCAGCCAGAGCUAGCUAACUAUUGUCCAGCUUCCAAUCUAGCGUUUAAUGAACGUAUUAAACGUCUCAGAGAGGCCGGAAAUAAUAUUUAUCAUUUCGCUUUCGGUCAAUCGCCCUUCCCCGUACCGAGUGAACUACAGGAAGCACUUAAAGAGAAUACAUAUCGAAGCGCCUACUUGCCAGUUGCUGGUAAUGAAGAGCUACGCAUUGAAAUUGCCCGCCUCCAUUCAAGAUACGAUGGUUUGAAGGUAGAUUCUGAGAAUAUUCUUGUGGGGCCAGGCUCCAAAGAAUUGAUUUUCCUACUCUUUCGGAUUUUCAAUGGUAAAAUCCUAUGUAUAUCGCCCACCUGGACAACUUACAGACCUCAGGCACAUCUAGCCGGUAGAGAUAGCUUCAUUAUAAAUACAAAUUAUGAAAACCAAUGGAAGAUAACACCAGAUAUGGUUAAGAAAACCCUAGUUGAAGCAAACAUCGAUGGAAUGAAAGAGAAUAAACUGCUAGUAUUAUGUAACCCAGAUAAUCCUACUGGUGCAACCUAUAACGAAACUGAAUUGAAAGCUUUAACUGAAACAUUCAAAGAGAAUAAUAUUUUGGUUCUAACUGAUGAAAUCUACGGUCGGUUACACUACCAGCAGAAGCAUUGUACUUUGGCAAAUUUUUAUCCAGAAGGAACAAUUUUAAGUUCUGGUUUUUCGAAAUGGUCCAGUGCUGGAGGAUGGAGGGUUGGUUAUCAUAUCUAUCCUGAAAAGUUGAAUGAACUAAGAAAUGGGGUUAAGAGCGCUGCGAGUCACACAUUUUCCUGUGCUCCUGCUCCCAUGCAAUACGCUCUUACUGAGUAUUUGAGGAACGAAACAGCAGUUGACAGCUAUAUAAAGCACUGUAGCAGAGUAUUGGCCUGCGUAGAAAAAUAUUGCAGAGAAGCUCUUUGCGAUGUUGGUGUACGAGUAGUGCCAUCUGGUGGUGGAUUCUAUAUGAUGCCAGACUUCGAGGUCGUAAGGGAGUCACUAUCUCGACGAAAUAUUCAUACAGGCCAACAGAUGUGCGAUGCUAUGCUGGACGAAUGCAAUGUUGCUCUAAUGUCUGGAGGUCCAGCUUUCCUAAGACCAAACAACGAGCUUACUGUAAGAUUCUGUUAUGUAAAUUUUGAUGGUACGAAACCAUUGGAAAAAAGUCGUGAAAUAGGCUUAGAUAAUCCACUACCGAAAGGAUUUAUGGAAGAGUAUAUACCCGAUAUGUGCAACGGUAUAAAGGUAGGAUAA